GCAUCUACGCGCUCACACGCACGACUUCAGUUACGGCCCCCGACUUGUGCACUUCCGAUCAACCCAUGCAGCCAACGAGCCAAUAGCUGCUAGCAAGUCCACUGUAGAAGCUGGCACUAAGCCGCUUUGGGGGCCACCUGUUUACUCAGUGCGAGCUCCAGACCGUCACAUGAUUUGCAAGCCUUUCCCCAGAGGGGCCCGCAACUACAGCCGAAUACGUUGUCUCAAUUUCCAAGGUUGUUCCCGCCGCCAAGUGUGCGGCUCUCACCAUGACCAGCAAUGUCGAUUUACCUUCCAGAUGGGUGACCGCAUUGCGGACGCAGGCCAAAACGGCUGACGCCCCGUCUGCAGAUGCUCUAUCAUGUCCUUAUUGCGAGCAUUCUGGAAGGAUAUUCCAGACUGUUGACCAGCUUUACAGCCACGCCAAAGUGGAACAUGCUUCUCUCCUGGACACCAUGGAUCCGGAAACGGCCCGUGCUCAGGUGCAAGAUGCAGCACUACGGAUGAAGGGCCUCACCGACCAGUCUUCUGACGCCACCGCUGGAGGAGGAUCCACACCCGAUAUCACUGCCCUAUCACUGGAAGCCAGAGGCCGACUAUCUCCAUCCGGAAGGAAGAGACCGGCCGAUUCGGACCUUCACGUCAGGCGAGGCAAAGCACCAGUCCACCCGGAGAUUUAUGAUGAAGAAGAGUAUGCGAGAGAACUCCGGCGCCCCGUCCCGGAGAGGACGCGCCCAAAGCCCAGCAAUCCUCGCUUGUAUGACCCCAAGCAGCAUCCCAAAAGCGCCAAAUCGCCGUAUCGAACGCCUGAAGUUGCCAGCGAAUGGUCCGUCGAGGCCAAUCGAAGUCAAACUCAAUCUCGGACACCACAGUCCACCACCCGCUCUCCUACCACGCAGCAUAGACCAACAAUCUCGUCUACUCCUCACCGCUCACAACCUGGCUUGAUCGAGCUUCAGCGAUAUGACUCUCGUUACCCCGGCCUCCUUUUACAGCCAGACUCACGACCGAUAUCUCAGGAGCAGCUUGCUUCGGAAGUAAAGUCGAUCUACGCCGGUCUUACCAUGGUGGAGACCAAGUGCAUCCAUGUUGAUCGGGCACAGGCUGCGGCUUUGCAAGAUGGCUCGGACCCAACGUCAAGACUCGCAAGCGACCAUUGGCAGGCACUCAUUGCUCUUCACAGGACUUUACUGCACGAGCACCACGACUUCUUCCUCGCGUCUCAGCAUCCUUCUGCCUCUCCCGCACUUCGCCGGUUAGCGGCAAAGUAUUCGAUGCCGGCGAGAAUGUGGAAGCACGGUAUUCACUCUUUCCUUGAGUUACUACGUCGUCGUCUUCCUGAGAGCAUCGAUUAUAUGCUCGCUUUCAUUUAUCUUGCGUACCAGAUGAUGGCACUUUUGUACGAGACUGUACCGGCUUUUGAAGAUACUUGGAUUGAGUGUCUCGGCGAUUUAGGUCGUUAUCGCAUGGCAAUUGAAGACGAAAACCCCCGGGACCGUGAGACGUGGGCUGGAGUUGCACGAUCAUGGUAUAGUAAAGCUGCUGACAAAAAUCCUUCCGUCGGUCGGCUCUAUCACCACUUGGCGAUUCUGGCGCGUCCCAAUGCCCUGCGUCAGCUAUACUAUUAUGCUCGAUCAUUAACAUGCGUCAAGCCGUUUCCCAGUGCGCGGGAAUCUAUCCUGACCCUCUUGGAUCCUAUGCUCAGUCGUCCUGCGGAAUCAUAUUCCCACGACCUGCCCAUUGACACAAGUUUCAUUCAAGCGCACGGUAUACUUUUCGGAAAACACUCGGCGGAACGUUUCGAAGACGCUCGUUUCGCGUUCCAAAGCCAGCUUGACAACCACAUCGGACGUGUGACUGCCAAAUGGAAAGAGCAAGGAGUGUAUAUUGCUGUCACCAACCUGGCAGGUCUAUUCAAUUAUGGGAGUGACGAUUCUAUACUACGCCAGAUCCUCAUUUUACACGAUAGGCAGUUAACCCGGUCUGCGAAUUCAUCAUCGCAUUCCGAUGAAGGUAGCCGCUCUCCCUCGCCCGUGGAGGAUGACAAGUCGUCACAAACGCUGUCGGAAUCAGAAGUUCCGGCCCAGAUUGAGAUCCUCUCGUCCGAUUUUAUUUUCUCUCGCGCCUAUCUGCUCACGAUGACCACGCUCACGCUAGUGCUCCGACGCAUUGGUGAUAAGAACGUUCUCCCUCACGUACACGUCCUUCUCGCAUUCAUCUCGACAUUCGCUUCCAUCAAAUACGUUGCCCACUUCAAUGACCACGCUCCUUGGACCGAGCUUGUUUCCUUUCUUAAUACGUUACUCAAGUCAGAACAACGACCGGAGAGGAUAUUCCCCGGCCCUGUAUUUCCUGCAGACCGAGCCGAUAGUCUCCCUCUCCCGGAAGACUAUUUGAUUCGUGGUCAAAUUUGGAGCCAAUGGUAUUUCCCUGAAGAAUGGUUCAAGAGGGAACACGAUGAAGAGGACCGGUCGCUAGAGCUUGCGAGCACUGUGAAGCUUCGGACGGAAAGGGUUUUGCAUCUGGGCUUUGAACUGGCUACCUUUGAUCGCUGGAUCUCCUAUGAUGAACAGACUCAUACUUUCUCUGUGACCAAUCUUUCCGACUCGUGUUAAAUCUUUUAAUGCUCGUUGAAUACUGGGCUUGCUGCAUCGACUCAGUGGCCGCAUGUUGUCACAAAGUGCCCACUUUCCUGAUGGAAUGACUCUGGAGCACCGAUCAGCAUAUGGAGGUCUGGUAAAUAGUAAGAAAUCGGAAAUGGGCGUCCACGUGGGGGAA
Paraphaeosphaeria sporulosa is the source of this 2778-nucleotide messenger RNA. RefSeq lists its product as uncharacterized. Lineage: Eukaryota; Fungi; Ascomycota; Dothideomycetes; Pleosporales; Didymosphaeriaceae. The transcript has 3 exons. Gene Ontology annotation, biological process: nuclear-transcribed mRNA catabolic process, nonsense-mediated decay. The record is from RefSeq and is a predicted model, not a curated record. The coding region runs from base 270 to 2615 and encodes 781 amino acids. Gene Ontology annotation, molecular function: telomerase RNA binding; protein binding; telomeric repeat DNA binding. Gene Ontology annotation, cellular component: telomerase holoenzyme complex.